Diorhabda carinulata is the source of this 3301-nucleotide messenger RNA. RefSeq lists its product as uncharacterized. Gene Ontology annotation, molecular function: sequence-specific DNA binding. Lineage: Eukaryota; Metazoa; Arthropoda; Insecta; Coleoptera; Chrysomelidae. The transcript has 4 exons. The record is from RefSeq and is a predicted model, not a curated record. The coding region runs from base 337 to 999 and encodes 220 amino acids.
ACUGACAGCUUCCACUUAUAGAUACUGUCCAUAUAGAUGUAUUACAUAUAUAGUAAAACUCCUAUAUAUGAACAGUUGGUAUGAGGAAAAAACGUCCUACGCUACGGUGUCGACAAUAUUCAUUUUCUCUCUCGUUCGAGAGACUUUAUCUAUACUGCGCGUGCUUGAAAAUUCUCUAAAAUAUGAGUAGACCGAAAAUAAUUGGAAGAAUAAUUUUGUGGUUAUAAUUAUGUUUACGUAUUCAUUAUUAAUAAUAUUUUGGAAAAAUUGUGCUAAGUUCUUUAAUUUUUGGUGUUUUAACAUAUCAGUACUUUAUUUUCAAUAACCAAUAACCAAAUGGCGAAAUCAUGUUAUUUAUGUGAUAGAAAAGCAUCUCAAGCUGAUAAUAUUUCAUUGCACAGGUUUCCAAAAAAUUUGGACAUACGUAUAAAAUGGCUCAAUGCUUGUGGUCUAACUAUUAAUGAUGAUGUGAGAAGAACUACUAUAUGUUCUAGACAUUUUAAAGCUGAAGAUAUUUGUCAAUCUAAUAUUUUUGGAAUUGUUAAAUCUUCGAUAAAACGUAAUGCAGUUCCUGCAAUUUAUAUUCCAAAUCCAACCAAUAUUAAUGCAAGUAAUAAACCACAGCUGAACAGAACAUUAGAAAAUUUCAAAGUUGAAACGUCAGAAAGGAGCAUUAAUUCUGGUGUCUAUGAAAAAGAUUUUAUUGAAAGUAAUUUCAUAAAAAUUGAAGAUGAAAAUAAUGUUCCAGACAAGAAUACGUCUCCAAGUCAAUGUCAAAAACGUAAAUUUUUCGACCCCCGUUAUGUUAGUGAAAUAUCACCAACAGAUUUUUCGACGCCCAAAAAGGCUAAAAGAACCCUUGAUUUAAUUAAACAAACUGAUAAAAGAAAAACAGAAAAAAUAAAACACUUACAGAGAAAAAUUAGAAAUCUUCAACAAAAAGUUGAAUCUUUGCAAGAUUAUAUAAUUCAUCUGAAAGAAAACCAUGUUAACAGAUGAGAGGGGUGAUGCUCUGAUGGGGUUCAGAAAAAGUAAGAGAAUAUCCUCAUGAACUCUCGAAUAAAAAUAAGAAGAGUAAAGUUAUCAAUCAAAUAUAUCAAAAAAUAGGAAUUAUGUUUGCUAAUCACCGCAUUCAGUUAUGUAAAUGGAUUAUUGAAAUAUAUUUAAAUACUAGAUUCUUUUAUGAAACGAAAAAACUUUCUGUCAGGGAAAAUUAUAUAUGACAAAAGUAUUGUAUUAUGUUAUAACCAAUAGUAUUUCAAGAAAAUAUAUUUUAGUUGUUUGUACCUAAAGGAAAAUAUAUUUUUAUAAAAAUUCAUUUUAAGUUUUUUAUGCUCAAAUUCUUACAUUAAAGCAUAUAUUUAAAAUAAUUUUUGUUUAACUUUUAAUUGUUAAAAAAUUGAUUAAAACUGAUAAAAUGUCUUUUAAAUUUUUACCCAUAGUUAACAAAUUAAAGUAAAGUGUCAGUAUCAAUUAUUAAUAAUGAAAAUCAAUAAAAUUUAUUUAUGACGUUCGUUUGAUUUAACCUAUCAAUAAUUUCAAAAUUUGAUUUCUAAAAAGCUAUUUUCUUCAUUUUGUUAAAUAUUCUAAAAGUAAAAGAUUUACUAUAAAUUAUAAUAACAAAUCAUCUUAAAUAAUAAAUUUUUCAUUUAUUAAAUUUAGCAAAAUACAUUUAAGAUGCGCAACUAACUGAAACGCUCGGAGGAUAGAGAGAACGAUACACUAUUUGUUUCACUUAGGAACUGUCCAUAUAGAAGUAUUAGUAUGUCCAUUAGAAGUAUAUAAACUGGUCACAAUAAUAUUAAACAAAAAUUAAGGCGAGGAAUUUGUUUACUUUUACUAAUGGAAUUUUUGUUAGUGGCAGUCAUAAUGCAAUGGCAAGAGACUUUAUAAUGUCGAGCAACGUGCAAUAUUCAUCUAUACAAUAUUUUGAACUUACAUGAAUUUGCAUGCAAUUUCUUCCAAAGUCAAAAUAUUUCAUAGAUCAAUAUUGUACUCGCUCGACAUCAUGCAAGUAUCUUGCCACUGCAUCAUGGCUGCCAGUAACAAAAAUUUUAUUAGUAAAUUAAACAAAUUUCUAACGUCAAAUUUUAUUUAAUAUUUUGUGACCAAUUUAAAAUUGAAAAUAACAAAUCUAAGUCAAAAUGAACAAGAAAAAAUUGGUCAGUGAUUUACUGGAACUAAUUAUAUUUGCCACUGCCUCGCUUUUGGAGCCUUAUGCGUGCAUGUUUUUGAUCAAGAAAUAUUACAUCUUUCAUUGCAUUGCACGUUGUAUUGCAUUAUGUCAAACGGCCUUUAGCGGGUGAAAUCUCGUCAUUAAGACUUCUAAGUUUUGAUUUUUGUUCCAUUUGUUGCAUCUCAGAAUAUUUGGGUGCCAAUUUUCUUGAUUUUUGAACUUUAUUUGGUUCCUUUAGAACGUUGCUUACAUAUUUUGAAUUGUCCGCCCAAUUUUUGCAAACUGAUUCCCAGUUUUCCGCGAGCUUCUCUAACCUUUUUUGUUUUUUUUGCUUUUCUGCCUAAUUAUAUCUUUCUUUCACUUGAAAUCAAUUGAAAUACCUGUCUGAACACAUCGAGAGAUAUCGUAAAUUGUUUGUCUGGCUAUUCCCAUUCUUACGAAGAUCUUAAUUUUGUUCAGAAAACUUAUUGUUAUAAUAAAUUUCUAACAGGAAUGUAAUAUUUAUACUUGGGACAUUUGACAACUACCAAAUUACGAGUAAUAAUUAAUAAAUUCUCAGCCUACUUCACUUGCUAAGCUAUCUAAAAAUGUGCGGAUUUUUUGUCCCCACACCCUUAUCUCAAUAACCACGAACAAUGUGGAAAAAUAUAUGAGACCUAAAUUGUUGAACGUAAAAGAAGAAUGAAAAACUAUCUCAAAAGAAAUCCAAUUACUAAAAAAAUGUUUUUUGAAAAUAGCAGGAAAUAAAAUAUUGGUCAGUUAUUUGAAACUUUUUAUGUCCUCCCCACAUAUUACAUCAAAAAUCCAUCAAUCUCGAUUCAUUUGCAUUUCCAAAUGUAUAUAAUGACUGCACUAUUACUUCAGAUACGGUUUGUGAUAGCUUUCAAAAACUUUUGCGGUGUAAAUAAUGAUAUGAUAAAUCACAACACUUUUCAAAAUAUUCCUUUUGAGAUUAUUGUCCGAAAUUGGUCUUCUUCUCAUAAGGUACUAUUUUAUGAUUGCAUUCUUUAAAUUGCCAUUUGUUUGAGAUGGUUAAUUUGGGCAAAGGUGCUGAAUUGUGGCCUGAGAAAUAUUUUUUCGUAUUUUAGUUGAUUUUAAUAAAUGAAAUGUUCGACAAGUACUAAA